AUGAAGGUCAGGAUAAAGAAAUGGAAUGCGGUAGCCAGCUGGCGCUGGGACGUCCCCGAAGAUGACGUCUGCGGAAUCUGCCGCGUCCAAUUCGAUGGAACUUGUCCAAAUUGUCGAUUUCCUGGAGACGAUUGUCCACUACGUUUGCCGCUCCCACCUCUCCUUGUGUUCCCACGAUCCGAGGGACUGGGCUAACCGAUGCGUUUGGGUAAUUUCUAGUGGUUGGCAAGUGUGGGCAUUCAUUUCACUUGGUCGGUAACGCUCUUGUUUGUUCAUUUUUCGGGCGCAGAGCACGAUGCUAACAUCUCCCGGUGAGGGAACAGCACUGCGUGAACGACUGGAUCCAGACAGAAAGCUCAAGAGGGCUCUGCCCGAUGUGCCGGCAGAAAUUUGAAUUCGUCGCUGAG
Tuber aestivum (summer truffle) is the source of this 407-nucleotide messenger RNA. NCBI's taxonomy places the organism in Eukaryota, Fungi, Ascomycota, Pezizomycetes, Pezizales, Tuberaceae. The record is from the annotation of a GenBank genome assembly.